Messenger RNA from Penicillium bovifimosum, 1629 nucleotides. RefSeq lists its product as uncharacterized. Gene Ontology annotation, molecular function: protein binding; zinc ion binding; histone methyltransferase activity. Lineage: Eukaryota; Fungi; Ascomycota; Eurotiomycetes; Eurotiales; Aspergillaceae. Gene Ontology annotation, cellular component: nucleus. The transcript has 2 exons. The record is from RefSeq and is a predicted model, not a curated record. The coding region runs from base 1 to 1629 and encodes 542 amino acids.
AUGCCUGAUGUGAGCAAUGAGCCUGCUACACACAACUCACCCGAAACCGCACUAAGUGAGACCAACCAAGCCGGCCUCAUACCAGAGACAGUUGAAAGCCUCAUCCAAGAGCUUGCUACACACAACUCGCCAGAAAAUGCACCAAGGGAGAUCAACCCAGCAGGCUCCAUACCAGAGACAGCUGAAAGACACAUCCGAGAGCCUGCUACACACACCUCGCCAAAAGCUGCACGAAGUGAGAUUAACCAAGCCGGCCUCAUACCAGAGGCAGUUGAAAGCCUCACCCAAGAGCUUGCUACACACAACUCGCCAGGACAUGCACGAAGUGGGAUCAACCAAGCCGGCUCCAUACCAGAGACAGCUGAAACCCCCCUCCAAGCGACCGACAGGGUCGUGGGCUUAGUACCCGACCAAUCAGAGUUACCUGCAGCCAAGUCUGCCGAUUGCAUCCAUAACCUCGCCCGGCUUCUCACUGACCGGCUCCAGCAAAAUCAUGGCUGCUGUCAUACAACAGAAGACGAUGAGGUAAUUGCCAAGGGCACUCAUCCUAUCGCACGGGAUCCCAUCGAUCGUCAUUCAGUCGCGUCCUCGUUCAGUCCUCCUUUUGGUUAUCAUCUUACACCCAAGCUAGAGAGUCUCCUAACACAGCUGAAACACGUCGUAGAUGGGACCCUAGAAAGGAACCAUCUUACGAAGCUCCGCCACACCUUGAAUGAGAAGCUAAGUCGUAUCGCCGGCCCUGCAGUCACUGCGAACAUCGACUGCCCAAAGCUUCUCGCCAGGCUGGCGGACAACUUCGAGUUCGUCAACAGUUACGAGUAUGGUGCGGGAGUUGAGCGGAUCCCCGAUGACUCUGAGUUCAACAUCGGCUGCCCAUGCAAUGCCAAUGAGAAUGGGUGCGAUCCUUCUAUCUGUGACUGUCUCAGCAUAGAAGAGGAUUCAGAUGAUAGGAUUGUGCCAUAUCAAAUCUGCGAAAGCAAUCCUAAGCUGAUUGUUGCGAAAAAGGACUUCCUUAGACGCAAGGCCAUAAUCUACGAGUGCAACUCACGUUGCGGCUGCAGUGGUGAUCGAUGCUGGAAUCACGUCGUUCAACAGGGAAGGUCUGUCAGGUUGGAGAUCUUCGACACUGGCCCUCGGGGCUUGGGUCUCCGAUCUCCCGACUUCCUCCAUCGAGGACAAUACAUUGACCUUUAUCUCGGCGAAGUGAUCAUUAAAGCUGAAGCCGAGGAACGCGAGAACCUCACCGACGGCUCACAUACGCAAUCCUAUCUUUUCUCUUUGGACUGGAACGUAAAGGACGACGAGGACGAAGACCGGAACAUGAAAGUCGUCGACGGCCGCAAGUUCGGCUCCGCAACCCGUUUCAUCAAUCACUCUUGCAACCCUAAUUGCAAGAUCGUCCCUGUUUCCACCACCAAUCACGUCGAUGAAUACCUGUACAAUCUUGCAUUCUUCGCAAUCCGGGAUAUCGCACCUGGCACCGAGUUGACCUUCGACUACACCCAAGGAGACGAGCAGACAACCCCCGCAGAAGUUGACCCUGACGCGGUGCCUUGCCUAUGUGGUGAAGCCAACUGCCGCGGACAGUUGUGGCCGAACAAGCGCAAAGGCCAAGGAUCUAGGCCUUAG